Messenger RNA from Erigeron canadensis, 1016 nucleotides. Its product is annotated as proteasome subunit alpha type-5. The record is from RefSeq and is a predicted model, not a curated record. The coding region runs from base 124 to 837 and encodes 237 amino acids. NCBI's taxonomy places the organism in Eukaryota, Viridiplantae, Streptophyta, Magnoliopsida, Asterales, Asteraceae. The transcript has 9 exons. Gene Ontology annotation, biological process: proteasome-mediated ubiquitin-dependent protein catabolic process. Gene Ontology annotation, cellular component: proteasome core complex, alpha-subunit complex; proteasome core complex; nucleus.
AAAUACAAAAAUUUCGAUUUAUAAAUAAACAAAACCCCCAAAUUUUUAUUUCUUUGUUUCUGGAUUUAUUUCUUUCUGAACUAAUUUAAUUGUAGACCGAUCUUUCUCUAUUCAAUCUUCAACAUGUUUCUAACAAGGACAGAGUAUGAUAGAGGUGUUAACACUUUCUCUCCAGAAGGCAGAUUAUUUCAGGUUGAAUAUGCCAUUGAAGCCAUCAAGUUAGGUUCCACUGCCAUCGGUUUGAAGACCAAGGAAGGGGUUGUUCUUGCCGUUGAAAAGCGUAUCACCUCACCACUCUUGGAGCCUAGUAGUGUUGAAAAAAUUAUGGAAAUUGACGAGCAUAUUGGCUGUGCCAUGAGUGGAUUAAUUGCAGAUGCCCGAACACUUGUUGAGCAUGCGCGAGUUGAAACACAGAAUCAUAGGUUUUCCUACGGUGAACCAAUGACGGUAGAGUCCACUACCCAAGCCCUUUGUGAUUUGGCACUGCGAUUUGGUGAAGGAGAUGAAGAAUCUAUGUCUCGACCUUUUGGGGUAUCUCUUCUUAUUGCUGGCCAUGAUGAAAAUGGUCCCAGCCUAUACUAUACGGAUCCAUCAGGCACAUUCUGGCAGUGCAAUGGAAAAGCUAUAGGUUCAGGCUCGGAAGGUGCUGACAGCUCUCUGCAGGAGCAAUAUAAUAAGGACUUGACACUAAAAGAAGCUGAAACAAUCGCUCUUUCUAUCUUGAAACAAGUCAUGGAAGAAAAGGUUACUCCCAAUAAUGUGGAUAUUGCGAAGGUUGCUCCUACUUAUCACUUGUAUACCCCGGAGGAGGUUGAAGCUGUUAUCGGUCGACUAUGAAAUGGGGAUCCUAUUGACAAAUUGUAGACGGUUUCCAUUUGGUUUGGUUUUCAGCAUGUAUCUUGUACUAAGUUCCUAAGAUUCUAUUUUGUUUCCUUUCUGAGUACCGCAUUUGAACACUUUUUUAUGUCGGACCAAAUCAUGGAAUUAAAGAUUCAGACCUAGAACUUGUUGGAAAA